This is a messenger RNA of Spinacia oleracea (spinach), 2392 nucleotides long. RefSeq lists its product as uncharacterized. The record is from RefSeq and is a predicted model, not a curated record. The transcript has a single exon. The coding region runs from base 216 to 1979 and encodes 587 amino acids. NCBI's taxonomy places the organism in Eukaryota, Viridiplantae, Streptophyta, Magnoliopsida, Caryophyllales, Amaranthaceae. Gene Ontology annotation, biological process: meristem maintenance; meristem development.
AGAGAAAAAUGGUCAUUUAUGGUUUUAUCUUCAGUGUCCAAUCACACAAUCAACGAGCCAACAAUGUUUACCUGUAAUUCUGGGAGUAAAAACUCCACCUGUUUCAAACUCAGCAUUACUUACUGCUUAUAUUUAUUUCUUGCAUUUCUACUUGCAACUUUUCCAUUACUUUUCUUGGAGAGAGAAAGUUCAAACCAAUUGGCCAAAACACAGUUAUGGCAGAAAACGAGUUGAGAGAAUCAGAAAUGGUGUUACCCAGUAAUGGAAAACCCUCACUUACAUCUUCAAAACAAUCACAAACCCUCUUCAACCCUCCUCCGAAUCCUGAUUCCACAAAGCCCAUUUCCCCAGUUCUUAAAUCUCUUUCCUCGAGAGUUCACUUUUAUGGCUGGAGGUACCCUCUAAAGAACUGGAAUUCCUGGGUUGAGAAAUUGCGACCGUCGUUUGAAUCGACGUGGAAAAAAGCUUCAAUUUUUGAAGCUAUCAUGGCUUCUACACUUGAAAUCCCGAAAUGCAGAGAGUCUAUCUUUGCACUUACUCAGAAAUGGUGCCCAGAAAACUCCUCGUUCGUGAUGCCAUGGGGUGAAGUUACCAUCACCUUAGAGGAUGUAUUGAUUUUGGGGGGGUUUUCUGUAACAGGGGACUCUGUUUUAAGUCAAAUUUGUUCGAAGGAAUUGCUCGAAAUCGAGAACAGUUUGCUCGCGGGAUGGUCGGAGUUGACUGGGAAAGCUAGGAACUGGAAGGCGAGUGAGCAACAAUGGAUGGAUAAUUGGAUGGGAACAAGGCAAGAGUUCGAGCACCAAGCGUUUUUAUCUUUCUGGUUGUCUAGGUAUGUUCUGCCUCUUGAUGAUUGUACUAUAAACAAGAGUGUUUUUCAUAUUGCUGUGCUUUUAUCUAGAGGUAAAAGGAUAGCACUUGCACCUGCUGUUCUUGCCACUAUAUAUAGAAAUCUGAGGUUGUUGAAAGAACAAAUUGAGAAUUUUAAUCAAGUUGAUGGAAAUCUGUUGAAACUUAAGAUAUGGGCACCCUUUCAAUUGUUGCAAGCUUGGUUUUGGGAAAGAUUCCCUAAAUUCAGCCCGAAAUGCAAUCCUGAUGCUAGAGGUUUUUGUAGGUUAGAAAGAUGGCAUAAAGUGAAAGUUUUGAGAAAUGAGGAAGUGGGUUUGUUCACUGAUGUUGCUAGUGAUGAUUUCCGAUGGAGACCUUACUCGAACCGUCUGAAUAAUUGGUCAAUUGAUCAUGACUUUGAGUCAUGCAUAAGGGUCAGUCAGCUGGUUGGAUUGGAUUAUAUUGAGCUAUAUUUUCCUAAUCGAGUAGCAUUGCAAUUCGGGCUUGACCAAGAAAGGAUGAGAAGUAAAGUAGUACUGAAUAAUGAAGUUGAUGUCCCUCCUGGUUUUAGUCCAAAGGGGAAAAGAGUGGCCUCUGAUGGUCAGUAUAAACCUAACUCUAAAAGGUCCAGGCAAUCUCCUGCAUUAACAGUUGAAGACGAUGAUUCUGAUGAUGAUCACCGAACAUUGGCAGAAGUGUUUGGGUUGACGGGUACUAAAAGAGAAAUUAGAAAUGGUAAAUUCCCUAUGAUGCAUCAACAGAGCCCUAUAUGUUUCGCAGGGGAUAACAGCAAGGGGACCCCUAUCAAUAUCGAUAUUGGUGAUAAGAACAUUACCUGUACAGGAACAAGUGUUAGCAACAAGCAUCUAGAAGGUAACAAAGAUGGAGGUGAGGAGAAAUCAAAAAAGAACAACUUGGAGAAUGUAGCUGAUGAUGAUGCACAAGAAAAAACUGCUGAAUGUGUCAACAUAAAAUCAGGUAAUGGUUUACUUGGUGAUCCUAUGAUCAUCAAUGACGAUAGUGAUGAUAAUGGAGGUGAUGAUGUUAAGGCUUUUGAAGCUCUAGUUUCUGAGGCUGAAGCUAGGCUUAGUAAGCUUAAGAAAAAGAUUUUUAGGAUGCAAUCAACCAUUGAUGUGCUGGUUUUUGGUUUGUAAGUUUACAUAUUAAUAUUAUCUUUAUAGUUGUGUUGGAAUAUGAAAAACGUAAAAGCAUUGUGAAAAGCCCAUAUAACUUAAUUUGUCUGGGUAAUUUUGCCAUCUUUUCACCCUGUUAUUACUGUAUUUGUUUCUCGAAUAGUCGAAUGAGUAGCAAUCAAACUGGGCUAAAUCCCAUUUGAAAUGAUCACCAGCUGAUUAUUUCAUACUACGUAUGUAUUAAGAUGAUUGCCUAACUCAAAUGUUGGACUAGUUUCAGGUAACAACGAAGUAAGUAAUAUGUUAUAGUAUGUGUGUGUCAUUUUUUGUUCUAUACUGACUACUUCAUAACCACGAGAAGACACCACCCGGCCUGGCGGCCUCACAUCAUAUCAUCACCUAUUUGUUGGUUGUGGCGUCCGGCUAGGGAAUCA